AUGCCCCACGAUAAGGAGCAGCAACAGUGUUCCCAUGACAAAGGCCCUCAGCAGGGCCAUGAGCCUCAGGGCCAAGUGGCUGCCCAGGGCUCCCAGGCUGUGGAGGAAACACUGUCCUCCCUCAAUCCUGUGGCGACAAGCAGUAUGCAGGUGGUUCCUGUUGUUGAGGCCCCUGAAAAUCCUGGGGGUCCUCAUAGCGCUAGCUCCUCUUCCACUGGCAUUCAUGGUGCCUGUGGAGGUGAAUGUGAUGAGAGCUCUAGUAGCGAAGAAGAUGAGUCUACCCCAUAUACCAUAGAGGCUCUUCUGGAUAAGAAAGUGUCUUUUUUGAUGAAUCUCAUGCUGCUCCAUUAUCGACAGAAAGAGCCAUUAAGUAAGGAAGAUAUGAUGAAGUUUGUCAUCAGAGAGUAUGAGAUCCUGUAUUCUGCAAUCUUCAAGAAAGCCUGUCUGCGCCUUGAAGUUAUCUUUGGCCUGGAAGUGAAGGAAGUGGAUGCCACCAACCACUGCUUUGGCAUCUUCAUCAAAGAAGGCUUCACCUAUGAUGGGAUGCAGUGUGGAGAAGUGGGCAUUCCCAAGACCGGCCUCCUGAUAUUUCUUCUGGGUGUGAUCUUCAUGAAGGGCCACCGUGCCACUGAAGAGCACAUCUGGGAAGCUAUGAAGGAGAUGGAGAUCUGUUGUUGCAAGAAGCACUUCAUCUUUGGCAAUCCUAAGCAGCUCUUCACUGAUGAAUUCGUGAAGGAAGGGUACCUGAAGUACCAGAAGGGGCCUGAUAGUCAUCCUGAGAAGUAUGAGUUCCUAUGGGGUCCAAGAGCCUAUGCUGAAACCACCAAGAUGAAAGUCCUCGAGUUUAUGGCCAAGGUUCGUGGGACUGAUCCCACUGAUUUCCCAUCUCUCUAUGAAGAAGCUCAGCUUGAGGAACAAGAAAGAGCCCUCUCCCAAGCAUCAGGCCAUGGUGGUUAUGGUUCUGCAUCUACUGAAUGCUAG
Messenger RNA from Dipodomys ordii (Ord's kangaroo rat), 981 nucleotides. RefSeq names its product melanoma-associated antigen B16-like. Lineage: Eukaryota; Metazoa; Chordata; Mammalia; Rodentia; Heteromyidae. The record is from RefSeq and is a predicted model, not a curated record. The coding region runs from base 1 to 981 and encodes 326 amino acids. The transcript has a single exon. Gene Ontology annotation, biological process: negative regulation of transcription by RNA polymerase II. Gene Ontology annotation, cellular component: nucleus.